GAGACCAAGCGACAGUGUCUGCCAUGUUCUUAAAUCACGAGCUUUCUAACUGGUCUUACGAUCUUUGAUUUUAUUUUUAUAAUUUUCUUAGUUGUUUCCAACUUCAUUACUCCCGAGGCAGCACAGGAAAUUCCAAAAGGAGUUGGUUGCUUUUUGACGCAAAGCAAAGCAAGGUAACUAGAAGCGCAGCAGUGAAGAUCCCAGUAAAAAGUUUCAGACUUUUUCGGGCCUCUGCUUGAUUUGAUUUCUUGUUUCAUGGAAUAUGUGAGAAGGGUUGUUUGUUUCGUCUUCUUUCUGUGGAAUUGGUUGGCUGCUGCUGGUAACACUGACAGUCUUCUUUCUCCAAAGGGUGUGAACUAUGAAGUUGCUGCUUUGAUGUCAAUGAAGAAUAAAAUGAAAGACGAAUUGCGUGUUAUGGAUGGUUGGGAUAUUAAUUCGGUUGAUCCUUGUACUUGGAACAUGGUCGGUUGCUCUGCUGAGGGCUAUGUUAUUUCCCUGGACAUGGCCAGUAUGAGUUUAUCCGGAACGCUUUCUCCAGGAAUUGGAAAUUUGAGCCACCUCCGAACACUGUUGUUGCAGAACAAUCAAUUGUCUGGACCUGUUCCUGCUGAGAUAGGAAAGCUUUUGGAGCUUCAGACUCUUGACCUUUCUGGUAACCAGUUUGUUGGUGAAAUCCCAAGUUCUCUGGGCUUUUUGACUCGUCUUAGUUACUUGCGGCUCAGUAGAAAUAAACUAUCUGGGCAGAUUCCUCAAGACGUUGCAAAUCUCACAGGCCUUUCAUUCUUGGACUUGUCAUUCAAUAAUCUCAGUGGUCCCGUUCCAAAAAUUUUAGCAAAAGGUUACAGUAUUUCAGGAAACAACUUCCUUUGUGCAUCUUCAUCGGCACAAACUUGUAUGGGUGUUUCGAAUCAACUAAACGGUAAUAUAUAUUUCACCCAUGUCAGAUCAAACUCAAAAUAUCUGUUGAUUGGAUUACACACAUAUAUAUAUGACAGUUUAAUUGCAGAAACUGGUUCGUCCCUGGAAGUUGGUAGUCAUCACCAUCGAGUGCUUUCUGUUGCUAUUGGCAUUAGUUGUACAUUUCUAAUUUCAGUAAUGCUGCUUAUCUGCUGUGUCCAUUGGUACAGAUCGCGCAUCCUGUAUACAUCUUAUGUAAAGGAAGAUUAUGAAUUUGACAUUGGUCAUUUGAGGAGGUUUUCCUUCCGUGAAUUGCAAUCUGCUACUAGCAAUUUCAGUCCAAAAAAUAUCUUAGGACAGGGUGGAUUUGGUGUUGUCUACAAAGGAUGUCUUCCAAAUAAAAUGACAGUGGCAGUGAAGAGGCUGAAAGAUCCCAAUUACACUGGAGAAGUACAAUUUCAAACUGAAGUUGAGAUGAUUGGCUUGGCAGUGCAUCGGAAUCUCUUACGUCUCUAUGGAUUUUGUAUGACAUCUGAUGAGAGGCUGCUUGUUUACCCAUACAUGCCUAAUGGCAGUGUUGCCGAUCGCUUGAGAGACACUUGCCGCGAAAAGCCAUCAUUGGACUGGAAUAGGCGAAUGCGUAUUGCGCUGGGGGCAGCUCGUGGGCUUCUAUAUUUACAUGAGCAGUGUAACCCAAAAAUUAUCCACAGGGACGUGAAGGCUGCAAACAUUUUGCUUGAUGAAAGUUUUGAAGCUGUGGUGGGGGAUUUUGGUCUUGCCAAGCUCUUGGAUCAAAGAGAUUCGCACGUCACUACUGCAGUGCGAGGCACAGUAGGACAUAUUGCCCCUGAAUAUCUCUCCACUGGGCAGUCUUCUGAAAAAACUGAUGUUUUCGGAUUUGGCAUAUUACUUUUGGAGCUCAUUACAGGGCAGAAGGCUUUAGAUGCUGGAAAUGGUCAAAUCCAGAAGGGAAUGAUUCUUGAUUGGGUCAAAACCUUAUUUGAGGAGAAGCGACUAGAAAUGCUAGUUGAUAGGGAUCUGAGGGGACGUUUUGAUCCAAUAGAAUUGGAACAAGCAGUGAAGUUGUCUCUACAAUGUACUCAAUCACAUCCCAGCCUCCGGCCAAAGAUGUCAGAAAUCUUGAGGAUCCUGGAAGGCCUAGUUGGACAGGGGCAACCGGAGGAGGAGUCACCCGGUGGAGGUACCCUUUAUGACGAAAGGAAUUGCAGUUUCUCCAGAAAUUACAGUGACGGCCAUGAUGAACCUUCAUUUAUCAUUGAGGCCAUUGAGCUUUCUGGACCUCGGUGACAAGCAAUGUGGUCUGUUCCUUUGUCUCAACCAAAAGUAGGUCCUCCACGAAGACUUUGGUCAUGCUAAUAAUAGCAUGCCUGGGCAUUGUGAGAUCCAAAGAUUAACGGUGAAUCAGGAGAAACGGUCAAAGCAGGCAUUCGAAUCUUUACACAUGGAAAUGCAAAGACCGCAUUAGGCCCCUUUUACAAGAUUAGAUGAGAUACUCAUAGGAAUCUCUUUGAUUUACUUCCCCUGUCCCCACUUCCCCUGCGUCACACAUUGUUGACCUACAUCUAGGUUUUAUCCUUGAAAGAUGUAUGUCCCAUAGCAUGUCUAAAAUUUUGCACCAAAACAACUACUACUUGAGACUGCUUUACUAACUUUUAACCCCUUUCAAACAGACAUGACCAAGCAGGUAACUUGUAUGUAAAUUAUGUGGUACCAGCCGUACCUGCUCCUUAACGUGAUAAUGUAAGUGUCUGGAUGUUCUUGAAUGUUUGGGAAGUACAUUUU
Molecule: messenger RNA, 2700 nt
Organism: Neltuma alba
Lineage: Eukaryota; Viridiplantae; Streptophyta; Magnoliopsida; Fabales; Fabaceae
Product: probable LRR receptor-like serine/threonine-protein kinase At5g45780
Exons: 10
Coding region: 256-2205 (649 amino acids)
Biological process (GO): protein phosphorylation
Molecular function (GO): ATP binding; protein kinase activity
Source: RefSeq, a predicted model, not a curated record